Messenger RNA from Cataglyphis hispanica, 1722 nucleotides. RefSeq names its product myosin regulatory light chain 2 (gene Mlc2). Bases 155 to 790 code for a protein of 211 amino acids. Gene Ontology annotation, molecular function: myosin heavy chain binding; calcium ion binding. The transcript has 5 exons. Lineage: Eukaryota; Metazoa; Arthropoda; Insecta; Hymenoptera; Formicidae. The record is from RefSeq and is a predicted model, not a curated record. Gene Ontology annotation, cellular component: myosin II complex; cytoplasm. Gene Ontology annotation, biological process: post-embryonic development; locomotion.
GUACCCGGGGCACCCCUGCUCGGACAACCUCCGGCUCGUCUGGUGGGGGAGAGCCACAAAAGUUACUUAGACAAGUUCAGCUCUAUGAUUCGGACAGUUGGUUCGUCGUAACCAUCUCGUAUCGUCCAUCUCUUAGAAAUCAAGCGUAGAUAUUAUGGCGGAUAAAGAAAAGAAGAAGAAGACCAAGAAGAAGGAGGAGGCGGCUCCUGCACCCGAGCCUGAGCCAGCACCAGCUGAGGAAAAGGCGCCAACCCCUACGGGAACACCAAAGGAAUCUGGCUCUGCUAGAGCAAGCAGCCGCGGUAGUCGCAAGGCUAAGCGUAGCGGGUCCAGCGUCUUCUCCAUGUUCUCUCAGAAACAGGUGGCCGAGUUUAAGGAGGCAUUCCAGCUAAUGGACGCGGAUAAGGAUGGUAUCAUCGGCAAAAAUGAUCUUCGCGCGGCCUUCGACUCUGUUGGCCGACUCGCAACCGAUAAAGAGAUCGAUGAAAUGCUCAACGAAGCUCCUGCGCCCAUCAACUUUACUCAAUUGUUGAACUUGUUCGCUGUCCGUAUGUCAGGAUCAGGUGCCGAUGAGGAUGAUGUUGUAAUCAAUGCCUUUAAAACAUUCGACGAAAACGGCAAAAUUGAUGGAGAAAGAUUAAGGCACGCUUUAAUGACAUGGGGCGACAAAUUUACGCCUAAAGAAGUCGAUGAUGCGUUCGAUCAGAUGUACAUCGACGAUAAAGGUUUCAUUGAUACCGCGAGUUUAAUCGCCAUGUUGACCGGUACAGGCGAGGAAGAAGAAGAAUAAGAUCGACUGGAGUUAUAUGUCGUCGAGAUGGAAACGUUCCUCGAUUUAUGAAGCCUCGUAUUAACGUCAGAUUCGCACAAUUCUACUCAAAACAGAACACAUAUCUUAUAUUUGGAAAUUCCCCAUCUCUCUUUUUUCCUCUUUUGGAAAUGUUUAAUUUAAUUAAUGACAAAAGUAUGACGAGGACAAAACAGUUACCGAAUUGUUCGGUAACUGUUAACUUAAACGGAUCAAAGACUGUCUCUCUUUCUUUCUUUCAGUAUCUCUGUUUAAAUCAUUUCGUCCUUUUUUUCGUUUCUCUUCCUAUUUUUUCUCGCUCUCGCUAACUUUUAUUUUCUUUUCUAUCUCUUUUUAAUUCUGCUUUUUUCUCUCUCUCUUUCUCUCUGAUUAUCUAUCUGUAUUUCUCUCUUACUAUCUAUCUUUCUUUGUCACUUUUUUCCUCUUUUCAUUUUUCUUUCACUCUUUUCUUUUCCUUCUCUCUUUUCUCAUCUCUCCCUUCUUGGUCUUGUAAACGUUGCUAAUAUUAGAAAAAAAAAACAACAAAUCCAAGAUGUGCAGUCGAUUUUGACACAUUUCUUCUGGAUACAAGCACGUCUGUCGAUAAACGAAGCUUCAUCAUGUCAUUUUAUCGUUUACAUAAUAAAAAUAUAUAAAUAAAGUUCUACGAAAUUCUCUAAUUUCGAUCUGCUAUUCUGUCGACAGAAUUAGCUUAGAGACUCUGAGAGACAAUUCGUAAGACACAAACAUUAAAUCUCGUAUUGAUUCACUCAAAUAGAGAAAUACAUUGUCAUAUAUAAUUGCUGCUCCCCAUUUUUUUAUUAUAAAUAUAUCUCAGAUGUUACGUUCUACAUAUGAAACAAUAUCAGAAAAAUACAUUGAAUGUAUUAUUAAUGUAACACGGUAUAUAAUAAAGGAAUCAUUAGUGGCGAGAA